UCAGCUGUGCGGCAGUCCCAGCCAAUCACGGUGGGAGACUAUCUAUAAAGGCGGGCGUAGAGCACUUGUCGGCAUCUUGCUUGCCGUAGGCUGGGUCACGUUGCGCCUGGGCGUCCAUUUCCGCUUCCGUGCGGUGACAGGCUCUUGCUUGCCGGAGGCUGGGUCACGUAGCUCCUGUGCGUCUAUUUCCGCUUCUGUGCAGACAGUGAUAGGGGAGCUGCCGGUCACGGCUGCAUCUCUCUUAUAUGUUGCCUUUCCAGUGCUAAUUUUAGUUAUUGUGUUGUAUAGGGCUCACUUGGAUGUUGCUGCUGGCUGCGCGCUGCUCAUCGAUAUAUAGCCGAUGCCGCCUACUGAACUGUCGCUUUUGGAUAGCGUCCCGUUCCCUGCUCCACGCCACGUUGGCCGGGACUGCCCGAUUGGGUGGCAGACAGUAGCGGCGCAGCGGCGGCCAAUCCACCUAUAAAAACCACUGCUGCUUUGCUUGCACGUUAUUACCGCCUUGCCAGGGCCAGCUCGGACCCGAUCGCUUUGCCGUUCAUUCGGCUAGCGAUAGUUUGUUCCUUUUCCGGUUGUGUCGCUAUCUCUUUUGUUUAGUUGGUGCCACUACAUAUUAAAGUGUGUAUGUUAUGUUAUGUAAGAGUUUUUGCUGAUUUCUCCGUGUUUACUUAUUAUAGUUUUUGUUUAUUUAAUUAAUUUCUCUUAUUAUUAUUUUGUUUCCAUUAUGUUUUCUAACUGGUUGCUCUGCGAUCCCCCUCAAAUCAGGUGCUGAGCCUACGGUGGUGGACUGGUGUCCUGGUCACGGUGUCCCUUUUGUAUUGUGUUUGCAUUUGGUUUAUUUUUCAUUUGUUUUACGUGUGGUGUUCCUGGGACCCCCUUUCCUUUGGAUGCAGGUGUUCACAGUAGGUCUCAGCACUGAUUGGAUCUCAGCACCCAAUUUCCCUCCUUAGUGAGUAAUUCUCUAGUUUUAAGAACAGACAUUUUGUAUAAAUAAAAUUAUUUUUGUAUGAUUGAACAGAUCGUCUCUGCCUCAUUGCAUAACGGACCUCAGUGCCUUUCCUUCAUUUGUGCUGGUCCACUUAAAAUAAAUCUCUGGGUGAAAUUCCCAGGGUGGCGUUGUCUGGCAUAAUUAAUGCUACCGAUACUGCCUUAAGAAAAGGGGCAUCACUCCAUAGCUCGUGCUGCCACAAUCUGGCGUUGUCGGCAGGAUUUGCAAUUUGAGGGCAGAGACGUGUGUUCUGUUUAUUUUUUAUUUUUCAUUAGUUUCUUUAAAGAAAGAUCGUGUCUGUGCUAACGUAAGUGUCUGUGUCUGACUUGUGUUUUGUUUUUUUGUUUUUUUCAUUUCUUUCUCUUUUCGAGGCAAAGCAGCAGCUGGUUUUGUGGACCUGCAACAAGCCCAGUUCCCCUUGCCCUGGACUCUUCUCCACGGUAGAGAAGGUUGUAGCUUGUAUAGGCUUAGUUAUGGAGGCAGAGUUGCAGGAACUGAGGGAUUUAGUCGCACAGCUAAGGGCAGACAACGAGGGGCUGAGACAGGAACAGGUUGCAGCCAUGCCUGGCCCUAGUACAGCGCCCCCAGUUCUUCUUGCGCCCGCUGCAUCCUCCAGUGCCAGUGCUCCUUCAACGGAGAGACUGAUUUUUGUACCUAGAGACAGAAAAUGUCCCACAUUUAGGGCAAGGUCAGGCAUAGGGUUAGCUGAAUGGUUGGAGGAGGUGCAAGCCUGUAUGAGAGCACGCCACUUGUCUGCAUCCGAUCGGGCAUUCUUCUUAUUUGACCACCUAGAGGGGGAGGCGCGUGAGGAAAUUAAGUACCGCUCCAGUGAAGAGCGUUCAGACCCAUCUAAGAUAAUUGCGGUAUUAGAGGAGCUUUAUGGGUGUGCAGAGUCAUAUGUAGCUUUACAAGAGGCAUUUUUCUCCCGACGACAGCAUGAGGAAGAGACUCUAUUAGAGUUUUCCCUCGCAUUGAUGGGUCUCAUGACCUCUGUGAAGCAGCGUGCACCCAGUGGCAUACCCAAUGCAGAGGUUUUGUUGCGGGAUCAGUUUGUGGAGCAUGUGCUGGAUGGGCCACUUCGUCGUGAGCUAAAGCAGUUUGUGCGCAGGCAGCCUACUGCUACCUUACUGGAGGCUAGGAGUGAGGCGAUCAGGUGGGAACGAGAGGGCUUACCUGGAGGUGUUAGAGGUCGUAGUCAUUCUGUUCCUUCUGUCUUCAGUGCUCAGUGUGUGGUCCAGGGCAGCCAUCAGGCAGGUGUCGGUUCGCCUCAAGCCUCGGAGCUGUGUGAGAUGAGGGAAAUGCUGAAGUUGCAACAGGAGCAGUUGAACCAGCUGACUCGGAGUAUUUCCCGUCUGCAGGCCUCUCAGCAGCAAAGCCGAGUGCCUUUUCGUGGUCCCAUCAUCUGUAGGAGGUGUCGGCAACCAGGUCACAUUGCUAGGGAGUGUGGAGCUCGUGUUCCUGCAUGCGCUCAACCUUCUUUACCGGUCUCUCGGCCAAGUGGGCCAUUCCAUUCCGCCCAGGUGUCGGAAAACUAGCACCCGCCAAACUGCAGAGUCACAGUUCGGAGAGGGGAGUUACUGGCUCAGAUUUAGGUCCGGGUGACGUGGAAGUGUCCAAGCUCAUGUCAUCUUGUCCUCAUGUAGGUGUGAGGAUGGGAGGGGUUGCUGUCUCUUGUUUAGUAGAUACAGGGUCUAUGGUAUCAACUAUUACAGAGUCUCUUUUCGAGCAACAUUUUGCGCCAUGGGGCCAAGAGCGGCUUAAACCUUGCCACUGGCUGCAGCUCAGAGCAGCCAAUGGCCUGGCCAUCCCUUACAUCGGCUACUUAGAACUGGACGUAGAGCUUUGUGGGAAGCGGCUGCCAGCCUGUGGGAUUCUGUUGGUCAAGGACCUUCCUGGUGGUGUAUCUUCUCAGGUUCCUGGUAUUUUAGGGAUGAAUAUUAUCCGAAGGUGCUAUGCAGAGCUCUUUGGGCAGCAUGGCUUGGCUUUGUUUGACCUGCCAGUGGUAUCUGAGGUCCCUAAGCCUGUUAUGCAGGCCUUCCAAAAGUGCCAUGAAGCCAGUGUUACAGCUGGUCGGGGAGCAGGGAAAGCCAAACUACGUGGUAAAAAGGCUUGUC
Gadus chalcogrammus (walleye pollock) is the source of this 3099-nucleotide messenger RNA. RefSeq lists its product as uncharacterized. Bases 1459 to 2520 code for a protein of 353 amino acids. The record is from RefSeq and is a predicted model, not a curated record. Gene Ontology annotation, molecular function: zinc ion binding; nucleic acid binding. The transcript is spliced from 2 exons. Lineage: Eukaryota; Metazoa; Chordata; Actinopteri; Gadiformes; Gadidae.